AUGGCAAACGCAAGCAGCUCAAGUUCGACGCAACUGCCUCAGCUACCCAGCAUAGUGCUCUAUGAGAUUGCGACAUGGCUUGUCAACGACCUCGAUGACGAACAUCAUCACCGGAUUGCAAUGGCGACACUAAAAUCUUUGCGACUCACCUGCCGCGAAUUGGCACGCAUGGGAAAUAUCAAUCGCGCCUUGUUCAAGAGCAUCAAUCUUCAUCCGACAGAAGACAACUUUCAACGGCUUGUGCAGACCGACUUGACCCCCAUCAGACCUUUUGUGCGACAGCUCAACUUUUUCCCUUCUCCCUACAUCCCUGGCCUCACUCGCAACAAGUUUGAAGAUAUGUUACGUGCUCAUUACUCACUCCUGGGAUCGCACUGUAAUUGUUGUGCCCGAAGAACAUAUGAGCAACGCAUGCAUGAACACCCUCAUGGUCGCAUCCCCUUGUCUGACCGCGAGAUCACCGCCCGUUUUCUAUCGUACACACAGGCAGCUCAUGAGGACAUGGCAUUGUUACAAGACGGGAUAUUGCCGGAUCUGUGGAGAAAAGAGCUCCUGCCUUUAGGGAACGUAUCUAGCAUAAGACUGUGUUCCGUCACCACACUUCUGUCGAGGCAGCCAUACCUCAUCAAUGAACCUGAGCUAUCAUGGUGUCAGCUGUGCAAGGACAACAUCAGCUUCAUGGAUAGCAUUGCAGGGCCCAAUGGAGAUCGUUUGUUCGAGGCAGUCAUUCGAACACUCAUUUCCACCCAGCUCUCGGUUGAAGAGCUGAAGGUUGGCUGCGAGCUGGAGCACACUUUCCAACCCGGCUGGUCCGAUUCAUCCUGGCGGCAGCUUAAUCUCGACAAGCUCAAAACCAUAACGAUCGACUCCGUACCUUUUUGUGAUCGUUCUGAAUCGGAUUUCGUGCGCUCUAGCUCCGCCACCCGGGCUUGCACAGCAGUGAUCAAAAAAGUCCAGAAGACCGUGCAAAGUAUGACACUUUGUCGCGACUAUGACGGGCUCCCCGACCUCAUCUGGCCACCAGAUUCGCAACUUGAACUUCUUCCGAUGCGAUCAGUACAUUUAAAAGGAUUCAAUCUUCAUCAUGAGGACUUUGCUGACACCAUUAUUGGGUUAACUCGGUUGGACAAGCUGGUCCUCGAAAGAUGUGACACCCGCAAUUGGAGAACCAUAUUUGACGCCGUCAGCUCCAAGCCGACCCCUUUGGAUUUCAAGUGUAUCGACAUCUACGACGAUAUGGACUAUUGGAACUUCGACAUGAAGAAGAAAGAUGAGGUCGAGGCACACCCUGAUGUCAAUGCGGGAACUCUGUUACAAAAACGUCUAUACUUGUAUCUCACGCAUCGGGAGGCAUGGAAUGACGAUCUCGAACUCUGGUUUGCCCCAUAG
This is a messenger RNA of Exophiala xenobiotica, 1389 nucleotides long. RefSeq lists its product as uncharacterized. The coding region runs from base 1 to 1389 and encodes 462 amino acids. Lineage: Eukaryota; Fungi; Ascomycota; Eurotiomycetes; Chaetothyriales; Herpotrichiellaceae. The transcript has 2 exons. The record is from RefSeq and is a predicted model, not a curated record.